This is a messenger RNA of Aspergillus pseudonomiae, 5013 nucleotides long. Its product is annotated as UDP-N-acetylglucosaminyltransferase. Lineage: Eukaryota; Fungi; Ascomycota; Eurotiomycetes; Eurotiales; Aspergillaceae. The transcript has 2 exons. The record is from RefSeq and is a predicted model, not a curated record. The coding region runs from base 1 to 5013 and encodes 1670 amino acids. Gene Ontology annotation, biological process: protein O-linked glycosylation. Gene Ontology annotation, molecular function: protein binding; glycosyltransferase activity.
AUGUUGCCCUCAGUAGCACCUUUCCCGCCAGUUCAACCACAUCAUAUGAAUCAUCAUUAUCACGGGGCUGACCCAGUUGAUGGCAAUUACGACUUUGACACGACGCCCUUCGCCGCCACGCUUCCUCACAAUGACAUGAACAAGUUCUCUUUCCACUCGGUUCCCCGCACUCGACUACAAUAUCAUCCAGUGCAGCGCCUUGAUGUUCACGACACGACUGGCAUGGUACUCAGCCCGAAGAAUCCUGGAGAGCAUGCACUGAGGAGGAAGACACCGAAUGGGACUCUUGCGGCUGGUUACGAUGGGACGCCCGGGGAUACAACGAUUCAGCCCCCGGCAUCCAAGCAUAUUCUCGUUUCGCCUCUAGAAUCAGGUCAGAUGGUAGCUCCUCAAACGGGCUUUCCCAUGGACACCUGGCCGCAGCUCUCUUUAGAACAGCCCUCCCAAGCGAAACCGAUGAACUUUCCGCCUGUGUACAAAAAUGAGUCGGGUAGGACCAACGCAGCUCCCGGGGAGAUGGUCCAGGGUGUGAAUGGGGCAAGCUGGGUUCGUUCGUUGAAUUACGUGCCGGGAAUAGACUCGAUGCUUAACCAAUCACUUCCGAUGCCGGGAUCUCAGCAGAGAUUCUACUGGCAUAACGGCGCUUAUGUUCCAACGGUUUUACCAGCGACUCUUCAGCCGUGCCUCGGUCCUACAGCAUCGGCAGGUACGGGGCCAUAUGGUCCAUAUUGGCCCGAUGGUGUAUAUAUUCCAUAUCGUCCAGCGGCCUUUCGAGAGCCCCGGUACAACUCCCCUAAUUCGUUCGCAAAACAAGUCAACCCCUCGGGUCUUCAGUUCUUCGAUGCAGGGCAGCGGCCGUUCAACCAUAAUCCAGUACCAUCAGGCAGUCACACAGAUCUAGGUUCCAACUGGAGCGCAACGCCUGUAGGAAUCAUCAGUCACGACCCUUCCGUGAAGAACAACUUCCCCCCGCGUCACUCGGAUCAGAAAGCCCUCGAUACUUCUCAACGCACAUUACCGUACCAUACGCGUCCAAGCAAUCCAGGUUCUGCCUUCUCAUCACGUCAGCCUGGAAACGAAACCUACACACCAUGGUCGGGCGCCUCUAGUGGGCAUGGUUUUCAGGGCACAGGUACUACAGCUAAUUCUCGCGCAGUCAAUGUGGAGUUCAAAGAGAAAGUCUUGUCAUGGGCUCAUGGUGUUUAUGUCGAUCUCUUAGCUUCGAUUCACCAGGCUCGACGGAACAGCAUUUCUAAUGCAGGUGGUGAUCCUCAAAGCCAGCGGUUUUUGAAACCUAGCAUAUACCCCAAACCACCACGGCAGCCAGGAUUGGACUUUUCCCAGGUAAACCCACCGGAAAUUGGGCGCCAUAAAAGCUAUCCAUCGAGCCAAUAUGAUCACCGAACGAAAAACAUUAUCAAUCAUACCCCGCAGACUGACAGCCAUUCAGGCUUUCAGACUCAGCAGCAUCGGAAUCGUCCUUCGCUUAACCAUUUUCAACAGCAGAGUGACACGCAAAUGCUCGACAGGCUACGCCACACAGGCCGCUUCACAGUUCCAGUGGUUCCCCCCUUUCCUGCUGCACCUUUUGGCAACGAGAAUUCACCGUUAGCAAAUGCUCGCACCGCUUUAGACAUGCUUUCUCCACUGUGUAGUGAGAGUGGUUGGGAAUGGAUCGACGGUAUGCUGCUUGGCGGCUGUCUUGCCUAUGGUCUGGGCGACUAUCCAAAAGCUAUGAGAUGGUAUUUACGAAUCAUUUCUCGAGACCCACAGCAUGUUGAGGCGAUAUCGAAUCUAGCUGCCACUCUUUUGGCACUCGACCGUCGAGAGGAGGCACUAAACCAUUGGCUACGUGCUGUGAAACUACGCCCCAGUUUCUUCGAGGCUGUAGAGCAUCUCAUUGGUCUCCUGUGUAGCAGCCAUCGUGGAAAGGAAGCCGUCAACAUCAUCGAAUUUGUGCAGAAGUCACUUCGCUUUCCAAAGAAUGGUGACUGCUUUACGGCCGAUGAGCAUGCUAGCGAGACGGAGAGUGACGCAGAAAGUGGUGCCUCGAGUGCGUCGGAUCUCGGCUCAUACGAGAAAGCAUCGUUCGAUUACGAUGAUGACCUGAACAGAUCGGUUUUCACUAAUAAGCGGUCUGCAGAAGCCGGCUCCACUGGCUUUGGGACAAGCGGUUAUGCUAUCCCAGGCUGCGACAACGGUAGGAUGCUGGCUCUUGUCCAUGCUAAAGGUAAUAUGUUAUAUGCACUGGGUGAUAAUGCCGGAGCUGCGGUGGCGUUUGAAGAUGCAAUCCUGAUCGCCGCCGGCAGAAGACGACACGGCAUCCAAAACUUAAUAAAGCAGAUAUUUGCAGCGUUUUCGUACGGAUCGCGGCAUGACUAUCCUGCCCCAUCAGAACAGCAUAGCUCGAAUGAAACCAUUCUUCUUUAUCCGGACAAGGCUCUGCAAACCUCCAAACUGGUUUUCCCUUCAUGUGGGACGCCCCCCGGCCUCAAAUUUGUUGGCGAAGGUCUGGCAAGGAAAGCGGCAAUAUCCACCACAAGCAACUCCUUGCUCUCCCUGGCGAAGAUAUACCAGGAUGGAAUGUCCAGUAUCUCCACUGGGGGCGUGCCCAGAGCUGCUCCAGGAGUUCGGGAUAUACUGGCGCUCUACUACCUUUCGCUUUCUCUCCAACCGAGCCCGUCGACCGCAAACAAUGUUGGAAUUUUGCUUGCCGGCAUCCAAAAUAACGCAGCUAAAGGGCUACCUCGUUCUAGUGGUGAGAUGCAACAUCCCGAGAUACCUGGUGUGGUCUUUGGCAGUGGAGUGUCUCUGGCCCUGGCAUAUUAUAACUACGGGUUACACCUCGACUCUCGACAUGCUCACCUUUAUACGAAUCUUGGCAGCCUACUCAAAGAUAUAGGCCAACUUCAGGCUGCUAUUCGAAUGUAUGAACAGGCUGUCCAGUGUGAUAACAAUUUUGACAUUGCUCUGGCGAAUCUCGCGAAUGCAGUCAAAGAUGCCGGUCGUGUCAAUGAGGCCAUCACAUAUUACAAGCGUGCUGUCAAAGUAAAUCCGGAAUUCGCAGAGGCGGUCUGCGGACUAGCCAAUGCUCUUAAUUCUGUCUGCAACUGGGUCGGCCGAGGUGGUGUUGCCAACGGACAUGGCUUCCGGGAUCGGUGGCAUGUUAAUGAGCAAGGGAUGCUUCGAGACGCUUACAGUAUUGGCACCGGCGCUGGUUGGAUUAAGCGCGUCGUUGAUAUUGUCGAUCGGCAGCUUAAGGAAGGCGAAACCUGGGGCCGUGGCAUACUGACUCCCAACACAAUUGAGCAACUGUGCGCGCAGUUGGUUCCUGCAUUGGACAGCCGACGGUUUGCAUCUGGAUCACUCAAUGCUAUUCUCCAGUCAUGGGCGGGGCAGAAAUGGGAAGGCUCGAGAAUCGUCAAACUCGUUGAGCGCGCAAUACGAGCGAUCACAUGGCAGUGGUAUCAGGACCUUUAUGUCCAUCAGAAAGAAUAUCCCCUCUCUAAAUAUCGCAGACCACAGCUUCCCCCUGGGUUGUCUGCUCCCAAUGCUCCCACAGUGCUACCUUUCCAUACCUUCACGUGUCCACUUUCUGCGAAACAAAUCCGGCAGAUCUCACAGCGUAAUGGGCUUCGCAUAUCCUGUGCAACCCUUCGCUCUCCAUGGCUGCCAGCUACGGUGUAUCAGCCCCCGGCUCCACCAAACCCAUAUCUCAAAGUUGGAUAUGUAUCGUCGGACUUCAAUAAUCAUCCUCUUGCGCAUCUUAUGCAGUCCGUAUUCGGAUUGCAUAACCCGUCAAGAGUAAAGGCCUAUUGUUAUGCCACUACAGCAAGUGAUAAGUCGAUCCAUCGUCAGCAGAUUGAAAAGGAAGCACCGGUGUUUCACGAUGCUAGUGGAUGGUCUGUCGACCGGUUAGUAAAGCAGAUCGUCGCGGAUGGCAUCCAUAUACUCAUCAACUUAAACGGUUACACGCGUGGUGCACGGAAUGAGGUUUUUGCUGCACGGCCUGCCCCAAUUCACAUGUCCUUCAUGGGCUUUGCAGGGACGCUGGGUGCUGAGUGGUGUGACUACAUUCUUUCCGACACGAUCUCGAUCCCCCAAGAGACCCUCUCCCCAGGAGGGCGUAAUCUUAGCAUCGAAGACCGAGUGCUUGAGGAGAACCAUGGAGAGGACCAGGAAGAUUGGGUUUAUGGCGAAAAGAUAGUUUUCACCAGGGCCACGUUCUUCUGUUGUGAUCAUCGACAAAGCGCACCCGACUCCCAGGACCUACGGCUCGCUUGGGAGCAGGAACGAGAGAAGCGAUGGCGUAUGCGGAAGGAGCUGUUCCCCAAUCUUCGCGAUGAUGCCAUUAUCCUGGGCAACUUCAACCAGUUAUAUAAGAUCGAGCCCACGACGUUCCGUACGUGGCUCCGUAUACUGGCACGGAUUCCUAACGCCGUACUAUGGCUACUUCGCUUCCCGGACCUUGGUGAACAGAACCUCAAGGAAACAGCCGUUGCUUGGGCGGGAGAGGAAACUGCCUCUCGCAUCAUAUUCACUGAUGUUGCGCCCAAGAACACCCACAUCUCGCGGGCCAAAAUAUUGGAUCUCUUCCUGGACACUCCCGAGUGUAACGCGCACACGACCGCGACGGAUGUUCUGUGGAGUGGUACACCUCUCCUGACCCUUCCUCGCUACAAAUAUAAGAUGUGCUCUCGUAUGGCGAGCAGCAUCCUCAGUAGCGCCUUACCCGAUACCCCCGAUGGCCAAAGAGCUCGCGAAGAGUUGAUUGCCACAUCCGAUGAAGAUUAUGAAGAAAAGGCCAUCCGGUUAUGCCUAAGCUUGAAAUAUGAGCCUGGCAGUGAGGGCCGAGCAAGAGGCAGGUUGCCUGAUCUCCGGAGAAUAUUGUUUGAAGAAAGAUGGAAAAGCAAACUGUUUGAUACUAAGCGUUGGGUGCGCGAUCUGGAAGAUGCUUACGAACAAGUUUGGCAACGAUGGGUGGAUGGCAAAGAAGGAGAUAUAUGGUUAUGA